AUGCCACAGAUUGGAAUAGAGACUGAAAUUGCGCAACAUAUCGAUUCGUUUAUUUUAAUUGAAAAGUCUAAGUGGAAUGUUAAAUACUUCUUAGAGGGCUGUGAACUUGAAGACAUAAGUGACAAAAUAAGUAUUUAUCUUAAAUCUCUUGAGGCCAUCGCCGAGGACAAAAGUGCAAACGAGCAAAGGAAUUGCUUGCAAGAUAUAGAGCAGGACGUAAUGAAUACUUCAGCUGAAAGUAAGAAACUUUUAUCAAAAGUCGAAGAAAAGGAUAAAGAACCUUCCUUUACUGGAUUAUUAUUAAAACAAGUCCAAGAGUCUGAUGAUGAUUUCCAACCCACCAUUCCUAUCCGAACUCAAAAACGUAAAAAACAAUUAUCACUUUCAAAAAAGGUUGAUAAAGAAUUGUCUUCUUCAAGGAAGGUCAAAACUACCAGCAAGAAUGUUGUCGAUCCAUUCAUUGCAUCAUCUAGUAGAAGAGUUCGUGAUAAUUCUGAAGCCUCCUCCAACAGUUCAUAUAAAAACACUGAGCAAGAAGAACCAACCUCAAUUUCAAAGCUGAUAUGGAAUCCUUUCAUGAAGCAUAUUCGAGUAUGGAUUCAUAUCAAAUGUGGACAUAAUUAA
Rhizophagus irregularis DAOM 181602=DAOM 197198 is the source of this 624-nucleotide messenger RNA. Lineage: Eukaryota; Fungi; Glomeromycota; Glomeromycetes; Glomerales; Glomeraceae. The record is from RefSeq and is a predicted model, not a curated record.